Molecule: messenger RNA, 1209 nt
Organism: Hyaena hyaena (striped hyena)
Lineage: Eukaryota; Metazoa; Chordata; Mammalia; Carnivora; Hyaenidae
Gene: GPR55
Product: G protein-coupled receptor 55
Exons: 2
Coding region: 18-1022 (334 amino acids)
Biological process (GO): positive regulation of Rho protein signal transduction; phospholipase C-activating G protein-coupled receptor signaling pathway
Cellular component (GO): membrane
Molecular function (GO): G protein-coupled receptor activity
Source: RefSeq, a predicted model, not a curated record
AGGACAAGUGACAGCCCAUGGCUCACUCAGCUGCACCGGACCCCCCAACAGGAAAGAACAUGAGUCAGCAACUGAACAGAAGCCAGAGCUGCUCCUUCAGUAAUGUGGAUGAGCUGAUGAAAACCAUGCAGCUGGCCGUCCACAUCCCCACCUUCCUCCUGGGCCUCCUUCUCAACCUGCUUGCCAUCCGAGGCUUUAGCACCUUCCUGAAGAGGAGGUGGCCCGAUUAUGCUGCCACUUCCAUCUACAUGAUCAACCUGGCAGUCUUUGACCUGCUGCUGGUGCUGUCCCUUCCAUUCAAGAUGGCGCUGUCCAACAUACGGGCUCCCCAUCCUUCUUUCUGUACCUUCGUGGAGUGCUUGUACUUCAUUAGCAUGUACGGGAGUGUCUUCACCAUCUGCUUCAUUAGUCUGGAUAGAUUCUUGGCCAUCCAGUACCCGUUCCUGGUCAGCCACCUCCGGUCCCCCAGGAAGACCUUUGCGAUCUGUUGCACCAUCUGGGUCCUCGUGUGGGCUGGGAGUACCCCCAUCUACAGCUUCCAUGGGAAGGUGGAAAAGUACACGUGCUUCCACAACAUGUCUGAUGGUACCUGGAGUGCCAAAGUCUUCUUCCCCCUCGAGGUGUUCGGCUUCCUUCUUCCCAUGGGUGUCAUGGGUUUCUGUUCCUCCAGGAGCAUUUACAUCCUGGUCAGCCGUCGGGACCUCACCCAGGACUGGGUCCAGCAGAAAGCCUGCAUCUGGACAAUUGCAGCCAGCCUGGCUGUCUUUGUGGUCUCCUUUCUUCCGGUCCACUUGGGCUUCUUCUUGCAGUUCCUGGUACGGAAUGGCUUUAUUGUGGAGUGCAGAGCUAAGCAGAACAUCAGCUUGUUCUUGCAACUGUCCAUGUGUUUGUCCAACAUCAACUGCUGCCUCGACGUCUUCUGCUACUAUUUUGUUAUCAAAGAAUUCCGCAUGGACAUCAUGGCCCACCGGCCUUCCAGGGUCCAGUUUGUCCUUGAGGAUACCACGUCCAGCAGGAUCUAAGGAAGGAAAGACCUCCUCAGGAGAAGGAAACCCCAGCCCCAAACUCCGGUAGCAGAUAUCCCAUUCCAACGUUUCUGAUACGAUGUUUGAAUGUGGCACAUCUGCUGGCGUGCUUUCCCUUUUGAUGCUCAUUGAACACUGUCUUUGCUCAUUAUGCUCCAAAGAGCUUUCCCCAGCAUGCAGGCAA